CCUCCCCAAAGGGCGGAGUUCCCGGCCCGUCGAGCCCCCCUUUAUCCUCCAUCGAGGGGGGCGGCUUGGUCUUCGGCCUCCCCACCCCUCAAUCUACCCCAGAGCCUUCGAGGAGACGACGCCACACCUCGGACGUCUCUCUCCGAGGGGGGCACCCAGCUCCGCCUCUGCACCCCUGUCGCUCCCCCUCCCACCUCCCACCUCCCAGGGCUGAGGGCGAGCGGGGGCAGACGCUGUGAGUCACGUCCCGGGCCUGCAGUUGGGAGGGAAGCGCCGCCUCUCCUUGGGCCCCUUCGCUCCCCCUGGCCCGCCCCGCCGGUCCUGGCGCAGCAGAUGCUGCGCAGCCAUCGCCGCUUCCCCAUCGCCCGCUCGGCUGGAUUUAAGAUCUCCAAGGUCAUUGUGGUGGGGGACCUGUCGGUGGGGAAGACUUGUCUCAUUAAUAGGUUCUGCAAAGACACCUUCGAUAAGAAUUACAAGGCCACCAUUGGAGUGGACUUUGAGAUGGAACGAUUUGAGGUGUUGGGCAUCCCCUUCAGUCUGCAGCUCUGGGAUACCGCUGGACAGGAGAGAUUCAAAUGCAUUGCAUCAACCUACUACCGAGGAGCUCAAGCCAUCAUCAUUGUCUUCAACCUGAAUGAUGUGGCCUCCCUGGAACAUACCAAGCAGUGGCUAGCUGAUGCACUCAAGGAGAACGACCCUUCCAGCGUGCUUCUCUUCCUUGUGGGUUCCAAGAAGGACCUGAGUACUCCUGCUCAGUAUGUGCUAAUGGAGCGAGACGCACUCAAGGUGGCCCAAGAGAUGAAGGCGGAGUACUGGGCAGUCUCGUCUCUCACUGGUGAGAAUGUCCGGGAAUUCUUUUUCCGUGUGGCGGCACUGACCUUCGAGGCCAACGUGCUGGCUGAGCUGGAGAAAUCAGGGGCCCGGCGCAUCGGGGAUGUUGUCCGCAUCAACAGUGACGACAAUAACCUCUACCUAACUGCCAGCAAGAAGAAGCCCACAUGUUGCUUGUGAGGGACUGCCCAGCCCUGGGGCACUGUGCCACUUUGACUUGCCCGGAACUCUCUCCCUGGACAUCUGCACUGACUGUUAUUCCAAACCAAAGAGCUGCUGGUGGGUGGCAGUACCCCCAGAGGGGUAGUUGGGACCAUGCUAGUCACUUCCUGCCCCUGGGCACCAUACCAAAGACUGGAUGCCCCCUCGAUCCAGGGACUCCCCAGGGUGCCCAGUGGUGGGGAGGUGGUCCCUGCCGCUUUUGCUCAACAUGCUGGGCCUUUGGGGUAUGAGGAUGCUAAAUGAUCCCAGCCUCACACUGUGCCUUAUGCAUUAAAAUCUCUGUUAUUAGCA
Molecule: messenger RNA, 1344 nt
Organism: Myotis lucifugus (little brown bat)
Lineage: Eukaryota; Metazoa; Chordata; Mammalia; Chiroptera; Vespertilionidae
Gene: RAB34
Product: RAB34, member RAS oncogene family
Exons: 9
Biological process (GO): phagosome-lysosome fusion; endocytosis
Molecular function (GO): GTP binding; GTPase activity
Source: RefSeq, a predicted model, not a curated record